GAAAAAAAGAAUUAAAUAAUUAUCAAUAUUAUCAAAAUUAUCAAAAUGUUAACCAAAAUAUCAAAAAUACUUAUCCGUAAUAAUUAUGCAAGUUUGUAUAUCAUCAACAAUGAAUUUCAUACAUCUUACAUAAAUUUAUUAAAACAAGAUUGGAGAAUGAAAAAAGGAUUAACUGAAAAUCCAAAUGCAUUUGGACCUUUAACAAAUAAACCAGAUUAUACGUUUCUUGAUGGAAGACCUACACCUUUUGGAGUUAAACAAAAAGCUCGUAUGAUAAAACAAAAAGAAUUCGCCAAAAAAAUUCAUAAAUUAGUUGGAGAAAUAGAUUAUGCGGUUGAAAGACAUAAAAGAUUGCAACAAGAAAAAGAGGAAGAACAACAACAAAUUCUUGCUAACAAAUUAAAACCGAAAGGAAAUCUUUUAUUAAAAGCAGGAGAACCUACUUCACAAGACAUAACAGAGAAAUAAACAAUUUGUAGAAAUAAUAUACCACACA
This is a messenger RNA of Polistes dominula (European paper wasp), 496 nucleotides long. RefSeq names its product mitochondrial ribosomal protein L52 (gene mRpL52). NCBI's taxonomy places the organism in Eukaryota, Metazoa, Arthropoda, Insecta, Hymenoptera, Vespidae. The record is from RefSeq and is a predicted model, not a curated record. Gene Ontology annotation, cellular component: mitochondrial large ribosomal subunit. Gene Ontology annotation, molecular function: structural constituent of ribosome. Gene Ontology annotation, biological process: mitochondrial translation.